AGUGUGGAAUCUAUUUAGUUAAGUAUAUAAUGAUGUUUUUCCAUAAUAUUAACACUCUUUGUAUGGUUGCUGCAAAUUUACAUCAUCUCCUCAUAUCGUAUCGAACUCACAUAAUUUAAUAGGGUAAUGUUUAAUAAUGUGUUGUUGUUAGGGAUGAUAAUUGGUAGGGUAUGAGUACUAUAGUACCCGUUCUCAUAUCCGUAUUUUAAAAAAUUUCUUAUAAUCAAGUCAAUAUCCACUUAGGCACCAAUAUUUAUUCUAGUACUCCUACUCCAUAGAUAAUUAAGUAUCCAUACUCAUAUCUGUAUCCAUGAAUAAUGAAGUACCCACAUCCAUACUUGUUUACCUACAUUUCUAAUAAAAAAACUAAUCAGUUAUAAUUUAUCAUGUUAUUUGAAGUUUUUUAACAGCAUUAUAAAAAACAAAAUUAAGGAUAUAAUUGUUGAGCUUAGAAAUUAACACAAACAUUUAUAAUAAAAUGCGUAUAAAUUUAAUAAUAAUCUAUUUAAUAAAAUUGAUAAGUAUACAAGUGUAUAUAUUUAUAAAAAUAAAAAAUAUAUGAAUAUAUAUUAUGUGGGUAUAGGACAAAGUGGAUACUAAAGUAUCCGUAUCCACGCUCAUAUCCGCUUAUUUUAAUGGGUAAUUGCCUUUAUCCAUACUUGUUGUGACUAAUUUUUCCAAGUAUACCGUCCCUAGCUAUUUCAAUAUCUUUAAUGGAACAAAAGUGUUUAAUGUUUUUUUACGAGAAAAAAAGAUAUGCACUUUUACACUGUCAACCAAUCACGACCAUGUUAAGUGUCAAGUCAUACUGUUAUUUUUAAAAAAGUUAUGAGACAUGGCUGAUUGAUGAAUCCUAAUUGGAUGACAGUGUAAAAUUAUUUUACACUGCCAGUGCACUACCUUUAACCUCUUUUUUUACAUGUAACAAUAUUGAACUUCAUGAAUAUUAUCACACAAAUCCUAUAAUAGAUAAAUUUAAAUUUGUAUCAAAAUAUUCAUUAGGAUGUUGAAUUUUGGGCUGAAAAUAUUCAAAAUACAAUCUUUUCAUGAGCAGGCUGAGAUUUAAAUUGUCGGGUGAUUCGGAAAAAAUAUCUUUAUGGCUGAAUCAUUGAAGAUGAUUAGUAGUGAAAAGGAAACUGAACUUGAAAAUGAACCCACUGAAGUCACUGAUGUCAUUGAAAAAUGUUGCAAAUUUGAUAAUCAAAUUAAUUUGAUUAGCAAUGCAUAUCACUUGGUUCAUGGAGGUCCAAAUAAUUUGUUAGAUGAAUCUUCUAAUCUAACUGAAAUUGAGACCCCUAUGCAAAAUAGUCUGUUACACAUUGCAGCUUUGAAUGGUAAUGAUGACAUUGUUCCUCUUAUAAUUGAACGUGCUCCAAAACUUUUGUUUAAAUUUAACAAAAACCAGGACAGUGUAUUACAUGUUGCUGCAAGAAGUGGACGCAUCUCAACCAUUAAAAAGCUCUUUGAAGGUUAUACUAAUUUUGAACGGCAUGAUAUAAAAAUAGCUUGGUUUAAUUACAAUAAAAAUGCUGAUUUGGAAGUUGCGUAUGAUGACAAGUCAAAUAUGGAGGAUCUAUUAACUUUUGUUCAAUUGAAGAAUGAUCAAGGCAACACUAUGUUUCAUGAGGCAAUGUUAUGUGACAAGAGAAAUAUUGCUGGGGAUACGAUUUUCCAAGUUUGUGAGCUUUUCAAAACAGAAGAUUCGUCCAAGAAGUCAUUGUCAAAUAGUUGUUAUGAUUAUGCACUAAAUACUGUUAAUCAUGAAAAGAAAACAGUACUUUAUCUUGCAGUCGAAAAUGGAAAGAAGGAUGUUGUUGAAGUAAUAUUAGAGAAGUGUCACAAGAAUGAUGAUAAGCCAGAGGGAUUAUCGCCUUUUAUUGCAGCAAUAAUGUUUCAUAACGAAGAAAUAUUGAGGAUCAUAAUAAAAAACAAGCCAACUUGGAUCCAUUCAAUGGAUAAACAUGACAGGUUUCCUCUUCAUUAUGCUGCAUCUAUAGGUUACCUUGAAGGUGUUGAUUUAUUACUUGAAUUGUGUAAAUGUUGCACAAUUAAAAGGGACAAAUAUGGUUAUUUCCCAGUCCAUCUAGCAUCUUAUGGAGGCCAUGUGGAAGUAGUGAAGAAGUUGUUACAAUAUUGUCCAGAUCCAACAGAGAUGCUUGACACUUCCCAUGAGCGUAAUAUUCUUCACAUUGCAGCAAAGCAUGAAAAAUAUGAGUUAGUAUGCUACAUAUUACAAAGUGAAAUUCCUGAACUUCAUAAGCUAAUAAAUCAACAAGAUAAAAAUGGAGAUACUGCUUUGCAUUUGGCCGCAAGAUCAUUGCAUCCCACAAUUGUAUACUACUUAGUUAACCAAAAUAACAAAAAGGUGGAUCUUGAUUUGGUUAACAAUAAUAAGGAAACAGCUUUUGACAUUGUUACUUCACUUUACCUGGUUGAUAGAUCGUCUUUGCGACAGCAUCUUACAUGGACUGCACUCAAAUCUGUGGGUGCAAAGCAAAGUUCAAAGAAAGCUACACUCCCUAUUGAAUCUAAACCAAGAAACACUGAUGAAGGUAAAGAAAAAGAAAAAUCUACAGAAAUAUACAAGGACAGAUUAGAAAACCUCACAAUUGUUUCAACCCUUAUAGUCACAACAUCAGUAGCCGCAUGUUUAGCCGUUCCAGGUGAAGCAGAAGGUGAAGCGCAUAACUUAAAACAUGCAAUGUUUCAAGUCUUUGUCAUCUUCAUCACAAUAUCUUUGUUCAGUUCCAUUAGUGCUACAGUCAUGCUCUUUUGGGCAACACUUGGAUUAAAUGAAUUGGUUACUUUCACUCUCAGGAUUGUGAUGCCACUUCUUGGAAUCGCUCUCGUUUCAUUAUCUUUGGCUUUUAUGGCUGGUCUAUACACUGUCAUCAGUAAACUUUGUUGGUUGGCCAAUGUGUUUUUGAUCAUGACAGUGAUAUUUAUUAUCAUUGUCGUUUUUCUAUACACACUCCUUUUCCUUCCAUCAUCAUCAACUAUACAGCCUUUGAGAUACAUUUCACACUACCCUUUUGUUUUUUUAGUAUCACGUACUAAGAGUAAAAGUGAUCAAGACAUUAAUCCUUGGGGGUAGUAUAGGUUAAUAUUAGUGUGAAUUGUGGCUAAGUAGGGUUUCACCAUGCCGCCUUUUUUUAAUAAUGCCCACUUAGUUAUAUGCAUGUAUCCUUUGUAAUAUAUAUUGGCAAAUAUGUAUGUUUCUCUUGUGUUGACCAAUA
Vicia villosa (hairy vetch) is the source of this 3236-nucleotide messenger RNA. Its product is annotated as protein ACCELERATED CELL DEATH 6-like. Gene Ontology annotation, molecular function: protein phosphatase 1 binding; protein phosphatase regulator activity. Gene Ontology annotation, cellular component: plasma membrane. The record is from RefSeq and is a predicted model, not a curated record. The transcript is spliced from 3 exons. The coding region runs from base 1097 to 3094 and encodes 665 amino acids. Lineage: Eukaryota; Viridiplantae; Streptophyta; Magnoliopsida; Fabales; Fabaceae.